CUGCCCUCCCGCUCCAGGGCAGCAGAUUCUUACCUAAUACUUGCAUUUUGACAAAACUCUCCCACAAAUGCUGUCAUGUUCCCUCUCUAGGCAGUGGUCCACAUGUCUUCUGAGGGGGGUUGUUUGGGGUUUUUUUUUUCUGACACCGCAACCUUUUUCUCAUUGCCUAUCAGAAGAUCGCGCGCUGUUAUCAGCGAAGGGCCAGUUUCUAGAGAAGUGCCAUGGAGACGGCAGCUGCUUUGUCAUGCUUUGGGCCAUUUUCACUGAUUUACUGAUGAAAGGCCACAUCCUUAUGUAUUUAUUACCUACUUCUGUGGAAAUGCUGAUUGGGUAAGGAGUGUGCCCCAAGGUUAAACACCAAAUUUACUGGAACCUUUCUCUUCCAGAAAAUCUCAACAAGUGACCUUUAUUCUAUCAGUUUCAAAAAUCACCCUAACCUGGUAUUUCCUUGUAGAGAGACCAUAAAAUGGUAGGGGACUGGUCCAGAGGCACUUACAGGUUCUCUGAGCACAUCAGAAGGAUGAAGAUCCAGCUCUGCCUCCUUUUGCUGGCUGCAGGCAUCUCUGCUGCUCCCCCGAUGAGCAGCAUUGCUGAAUUACUGUCACUGUUAGAGCAAAUGUGUGAGGCGAUGGCAAAGGACACGCGGAAUCUGAGGAUUGAAACUCCAGACAAUAUAGAUGAUGUGAAUUGCGUCAGCACAAUCUUUGAAGGAACGGAACAGCUGAAAACUAGUCCAGCUAUGAAAAAAUUCAGUGUUUUUUUCCAAAAAUUUGAAAGACUGAAGCAAUCACUCACACCAAGCCUGGCAAAAGAGGGGCAAUGUGAUACAGAGAGAAAAAAUGCAACAAUAUUCAUAGAAAACCUGAUGACAUUCAUCCGAAAAGCAUCAAAAACUGCAAGAGCGUAG
Molecule: messenger RNA, 907 nt
Organism: Athene cunicularia (burrowing owl)
Lineage: Eukaryota; Metazoa; Chordata; Aves; Strigiformes; Strigidae
Product: interleukin-5-like
Exons: 4
Coding region: 467-907 (146 amino acids)
Source: RefSeq, a predicted model, not a curated record